Molecule: messenger RNA, 30482 nt
Organism: Xyrichtys novacula (pearly razorfish)
Lineage: Eukaryota; Metazoa; Chordata; Actinopteri; Labriformes; Labridae
Source: the annotation of a GenBank genome assembly
CAGCUCUGAAACAUGUAGGGAGACACACUGAAGCAUGCUCUGAAACACCGAGAGUCUGCAGCAGCAUCAUACGAGCCGAGCGAGGACCGUCUCAGUCUGUAACCUGGUAACAGACUGAACACACAAGUAGGAGGUGUUAAAAUCCUACACUCUGUGUGUGUGUGUGUGUGUGUGUGUGUGUGUGUGUGUGUGUGUGUGUGUGUGUGUGUGUGUGUGCCUGCCAUAUGAACCGCUACAGAGCCUACUGAUGUGGCUUGACUUGUCAACAUUCUUCUUGCUGAAAUAAAUCGGUAACGAUUUACAAUAACCAUAACUUAUAAAUGGAAAAUAAAUCAUUUAUAAAUAUAAAUGAUUAAUGUUUAAUCAUCAUUUAUAAAUAUCAUAUAGACCAUUGAUAAAUUGUAAAUUUUACCAUUUUAAAAACCUAACCCUAACUUUACAUUAACCAUCUAGGUAAUGUUCAUAGAUGAUUAAAAAGCAAAUAUUAACCAUUUACAAGGUGCUACUGACACACAUUUUAAUGUAGAUGUUUUACAACCAAUUUUUAAACCCUAUAUAAACCUUAAAUAAAUAGUCCUUUAAUAAUUGAUGAAAAUUAUUAAUCAUAAUUUCAUUGCUUGUUAAUGCAAAAGUAACAAUGAAUGUACAUUAAUAAACCAUCCAUUUACCAUUUAUAAUUGGUCUAUAUGCUGUUUUUAAAUGAUGAUUAAACAUUGAUAAACUAUCCAUUUACCAUUUAUAAAUUAUGGUUAUUGUAAAGUGUUACCAAUAAAUCAAAUAUAGCCUAUCAAAUCAUUAGAAAAGCUGUUUUUACUUAUCUGUGGUAAUCACUGAGUUCAAUGGGGGAAAAUGGGCUAUUUUGUCAGAUAUGUAUACAAAUGUUUCCAUCUAAUUGGUAUUUGAGCUAUUGAAACUGUCAUACAAAGACACAUUAUAAUGAAUCAAAAAGUAUUGAGGCAAUUUACAUAGAUAGCCCAAUGUUAUUUUUUUUUAUUACGAUUUGGCUAAAUGUUUAGAUGUUGGCAAUUUUUAGUCAAAUAGGGGUUGAUUUGUAAUAAUAAGCCUCAAUAAGCCAGCUAUCACUUUACUUCAUGACUCCACCAUUCCAUCUACUCCUCUAUUAACUCUUUGUUAUUCCAGCGGUAGUUUUUAUGCUAAUCAUCCCUUCUUCCAUCCAUCUACUCUUUUUCAUUCAAAUCAAUGUCACAACAACGUCCAUCCAUCCACCCACCGAUCCAUCAAUCUGUCCGUCCAUCUGUCCAUCCACCUAACCAUCCAUCCUUUCACCUUACCAUCCAUCCAUCCAUCCAUCCAUCCAUCCAUCCAUUUAUUCAUCUUUCUACCUAACUAUCCAUCCUUCCACCUAACUAUCCAUCCUUUCACCUUACCAUCCAUCCAUCCAUCCUUUAAAUCUAUUAAUCUAUUCUUUGUUUUCGUGUGUCCAUCUUUUCUCCUUUUUAACAUCCACCCUUUUUUCCCCAUCUGCCUCCAAAAAUAAUAUAAAGACACAAAAGAAAAGCAGAGAUAGUGGCCGAGCAUUUAUAAGAAAACUAGAACGUGGUGUUCAGCCUUCAGCUGCAGGGAAUGAGUUCAUUUUUUCAAAGCUGUACUAGAGCUCAGAGCUAUCACACUCACAGUGAGGCUUAUAUCACGGUUCAUCAUUUCAAUCAAUCAGUGUUGGUGAAUGAAUAUGAAUGAAUAUGACUACCAUGUCGAUCCGGUCUUACAGACUUACAGGGACAAUGUCUGGGCUUCAUUCAGCCUCACAUACAGCUUCAUGUUUAUCCACAAGCAUAGAUUUAAAAGGAGGAAUUUUUCAGUUCUUGAUAUGGAGUCACAAAAGAGAAUCUUAAAUCAAUGCAGAGUUUACUUAAAGAAACUUUAGAGCCUAAAAAGUGCCACACAGGAAGAAAAAAAGGAUAGACCCAAUUAAUUUUCAUUUCUGUCUCAGCAGAAUAAUCUGUCUGAGCUUUUUUUAAUUGGGGGGAUGUCAUAUUUUUGUAGUCGGCUUAGAGUUGCCUCAUUAAUGCUUCAUAUCUGCCUCUGCAAUGCACAGAAAAGUGAUAUCUUUAUCUUAUUGUAGUGUCUGCUGCGUUGAGCAGCUAUCAUCUGACGAUAAAUCAUCUUGGGAGACCAGUCAAACUUUUAAAAGUUUUCAUCGUAAACUACAAAAAGUUCCAACUGUAACAAUUUCAUGUCCCCAUUCAUUGUAUCCUGUCGCCCCCCUAUCAUUCAUUGUAUUAAUGUUUAGCACUAAAAAAAGCAAUAAAAAGCAAUAAAGAUCUCAUGGGUCCAUGCAGUCAUGACAUCAGGACUCUAUGUUCAAAACGGGUUUAGCACUUUUGAUAAAUAAGAGGAGAUGUUUUUAUUAUAGGUUUUGAACCUUUGUGUGUUGGAGUGUGUGCUUUCUAGUAUUUUACAGCCUAUAGAUUUUCCCCCUGCUGUUAUCACUGACCAGUUGAUUGCAGCCUUGGGGCUCAUAAAGCAGAUGCUUCUUUUUCGUUUUCCUCUUAACCUGUAUUGAUCCACCUGAAAGAGCUGCGAUUAAUCAAUACAUUGUUGUGUUGUACAAACUCUGACUCUUGGUCACGUCUGCAGUUCAUCACACAGCAACUGUUCUUGGAUAGAAACUAUUCUCUCCUCCAAGGCUGCUAACGAUGGGUUCACAGCAGGCUCAAUCAACCAUCUGUUGUAGUGUUUGGUGCAACCACAUCAGUUCUUAUUGUAGUAGGAAUCCACGGUAGAAAAACACAAUGGAGGAGUGAGGUUUUUAUUGUUGGUAUGGGCAGUAAACAAUUUAUUUUCUAACCAGAAAGAUAACAUGACCAAUUCUUGGUUGUAUAAUGAGUGUUGCACUAGGAGAAAAUGUAUUGCACCAGUAAAUAGAUUGUAUUGCAAUAAACUGAAUGUGCAGUAAAUUGGAUGCAGUGGUGAACGCAGGUGUGUUGUACCCCCCUGGUGUCAUUAUGUCUGGAAAAAAUGUCCUCUUGAAUAUCCUUGUAAAUAAAAAUAAUAAUCAAAUACCCAAUCUGGUGCCCUGUCCACAGAAAGUGUGUAAAAAUGCCUCUAAUCGCUGCUCUUUGAGUAGAUGAAAAGUGCCCAAUUAGCACUCACCCAGUAUAUAAAAUGUCAUGGAUGGAUGCCUUUUCAGUGUAUAAUGAAUAAAAAGGUGUCCUCUGAAUGACCCACCAAUGCAUAAAUUGUGAAACACAGUUCUCAGUGGAUCCCCUUCCAAUAGGUAAAUGGUAAAAUAAUAUCCACCUAGAUACCUUUCCAGAACAUAAGGUUACAAAGAGCCAUGUGGAAAGUCUUUUAGGAUACAACAUGUUAAAAGUGCCCUUUGACUAUCCUUCCAGAGGAUUAAAUAUACAAAAAAAUGGAUGAAUAAAUAAAAAAUUCACAGAGAGGGAUUUUGACUAUAUGAAAUAGUCAGAAAAGGGCCUUGUGGAUGUCCUACCAACACAUAAAUUGUAGAACAGUUCCAACUGGAUACCCUUCCACUGGAUGAACUGUAAAAUAAGGUCCAUCUGGAUAGCUUUUCAGUGUAUAACAGGUUUUAAAAGUGCUUUAUGAAUUUCUUUCCAAUGCAAGAAAAGUUAAAAAACAGUUCCCUCUGGAUUCCCUCUUAGUAUGUAUAAUGUAAUAAAAAGACCUCCUGCAUAUUGGUUUUUAAAAAGUGCCCUGGAUUGCCUAACAGUGGAUCAAAUGUAGAAAAAAGUGCCCGCUGUGUGCCCUUUGAGAUAUACUGUCUUUUUUUCAAGAUACCUUCUAGAUGCCCUUCCAGUGCAAAGUAGAUAAACAAAUAAAAAUAACAUAAACAAACAAAAGUUCCCUCAUAGCUAAAUGUAAAAAUAAGAAACCCUCUGGAUGCUCUUCCAGAAUAUGAAAAAAUGUUCCAUCUGAAUGCCCUUUAAGAUUUCAGUGUAAGAGAUCCGAAAAGUACUGUUUGGUGACUUUACCUUAUUGAACCGUGUUGACGGUUUGUGAGCAAAGUUUAUCACCCCAGAAAGUCUCUGUUGAAGUGUGAACUCUGUCAAAGACAUUACAGAUCCAAUCUUAAUUGAAUUUAAGCCUCAUGCAGAAAAAAAACCUGCUUUUUUUGUUAAUAUUGUUUUUGGAAAUUUCUAUUUUCCACCAAAAUGCACAAAAUCAAGAGUUACAAACACAAACAUUUUAUUAUGUCUGGGUGAAUCACACACUGUGGGUAUAAGGGAUUUGAAAAACUCUCCAAUUCUGAAACCCUCAGGCAAUCUAAUGUCCUGGAUUGCCAAAGUAAAUAUUUUACCAGCCAACCAUUUCUGAGAUGCAAAGGAGGGACAGAAAAGUAAAGGGCUAAAAAGUGGUCUUUAAAAUGCUCUAUCGGCAGGUCUUCAUCAAGCUCAACUUUCUGUGCCCCCUACACACACAGAAUCUGUGAGGUGCUGAUGUGAAAGGGACUGGAAAAUCUCUACAGACAUAGAACUUUCUAUAGAUACAAAAGGAAAAGAACAACUUCAAGUAUGUGUGUAAGAUUAUCACUAUAAUUAGAUGUCUAUUGGAGCCUGGCCUGCUCUUGUGUAAACCCGGACUCAGCUGUGUGAGAACCCGUAGGAAACAUGGAAAUCAAUAAAGGAAGGAAGAUGAUUCUCCUAUGAAAGAAUCUGCUCAAGAGCCUCUCUUGCCAUGUAAUCUAAAUCAAGUCCCUUUCACCUUCACAUCCCUCUACUGUUUGGUUUGAAGACACCUUUAGUCGCCGUGGUAACAGAUACACCUCAAGGAGUGUCCCUGCAGAAAUGCAUUAAGGGAGCUAAUUGAGUUUUAUUAGUUGACAGCAGUACAGACUCCAGGUGAUUUCAUAAAGCAGAAAAUUCAUGGUGUGUUUUUCGUCAUGUAUGGGAGCAAAGUGGGUUACACAACCCAGUGUGAGAGAAGAGAUUUAGAAGCUGCUUUCAGACAAAAACAACAACAAGAAACCACCACAUCUUUUGUCCUGAGUAGUAGCUGCUUUGACAAAUACGUCAUUACUUCAGUGUUUUUCAAGUGCUCAUUUUUUCUUUUUUGAAGGACAGCUACAGUUUCCUUUUUUUCUACUUAUAACCUGUGCAACCUCUUUACAAGAUGAAGUACAGGAAGCCUGAAGUAUCCAAAGAGCCAGGAGUGCUUGUACUUGUCCUCAAAGGCCAGAGUCUAUUUCCAUCAUCGAAUAAGAAACACAAGCCAACUUUAAAAAUGGACUGUGUUGAAGAAGCCUUUUUCUCUAGUCCUCUGGCCAUUUAAAGCACUUCACAUCACAUGUCACAUUCACCUAUUCACGCCACAUUCACACACUGAUGGCAGAGGCUGCGGGGGCGGGUGGGCUAGAGUGUCUUGCCUGAGGACACUUCAGCAUGUGGACGGCCCUGAGAUCGAACUCCCGAUCUUCUGAUUGGGAGAUGACAGACUCUGAGCCACAGCCAACCCAGCUAACAUCCAUAAGUCUCUUUCUUUUUAAUUACAUAUCCAUUUCAGAGUGCUCCCAAAAGCCUGUCAUCAUGUUUACUUUUUGUUUUUCUCAGUGAAGCAUGAAAGAACUCUGUAAUUAUUUAGUCUGGAGCUGAUAGAAAAGUACAUCAGCGUCACUAUUACACUAUAUGUAUGUGAUGGUUUGUGUGUGUGUGUGUGUGUGUCUGUGGUGGGAGGGGUUGAGCAAGUCAGCAACUCAGGGACAGACUCCUGCUGUGUCACAAAGGUCAGAAUCAGUCCACAUUCACCCUGCUGCCUUCAUCGCCACAAAUAACACCUGUGGAAAACAAAGUGAUUUCUGUAAAAGAAAAAGUCCACUAUGUUUCUGUUUGAUGUUGACGAUAUUUAAAGGAACAGAUUCAUUUUACAGAAGGAGAGGAAAAGCAGUGGAAUCUUCUGAACAUUUCAGGGCAAAAUAAAGCAAAAUAAAGAGAUGCUGUUCUAUACUAAUACAAUCUUUUCUAUAGGGACUUAGAAUAAACAUAAAACUAAAGGAGCACUUAACAGACAGAAAACAUACAGUGUAAGUCUUCUAUAAGAAUUGUUAUGUCCCGACCCAGAGGAAACCUGGACCUAACACACUGUGUGACCCUCCCCCCACUAUUCCUGCCGCCAAGAAAAAAACAGCAAUACAGCUCAAUUUGGGAUAAAAACUGCAGAUUUGAUGAUCUUCAGAGGUGAGCAAGUGCCCAAAACAACAAAUAAAAGUUAUUUUGAUAAACCCUGAACUUACCUAUUUUCCAUCUUUUUAGAAAAUAUUUUGUUUUUAAUCACUGUAAAGCACUUUGAAAUGCAUUCGAUAAAAAGUACUUGAUUGAACGUGAUUGAAGUUGCUAAUAAGCACCAAUAAAAGUACAGCUGUUAACCCCAAUUUCCACCGCAUCCGGAACAGCUACGAAAAGGCCAUAUCCGCCGAUCGUAGCUGAUCGUAACCAUUCAACUUAAUGUGUCAAUUUCCACCGGCUUCCUUUCGUUCAGCUGCGGAUCGCCGGACUCCACAGCUGAUUGCAAGAGUUCUAUUUUUUUCCGGACGCUGGAGCAUGCCGGAUAAAGUCAGCUCAGAUUAACCCGUGCUAGAAAGGAAGUCGGGGAACAGACACAAAAUAAAACAUCCAGCUUCUUUUCAAAUUUUCCAGCUUCUUUCCGCCUGAAACACUGCGAAUAGUAUUCCACACCAUGCAAACGGGCAGGGAUGAACAAGUGAAAGGUUUAUAGACAGCAUUUCAUCCCCAUGACCAAUAAGUCUAGAAGUGGAUUUCCUCCUCUGGAAGGACACAAUCUACUGCUUAUAUGGUAGCCUUUGUGGCUAAAGACAACUUGUUAUCAUGCAAUCGAGUCUGCUGGUUGUUGUCAGUUCUCGCGAUUCCUGCUGUCUGUAAUCUGCCACGAAAUUCGCCUCACAAACGGCUCCGAUCCGUAACGGCGAAAAUUGCUGUCGUUCCGGAUUAGAGCCGUUCUGGAUGGGGUGGAAAUCCUGGGUUAUUCAGCUGAAGCAGGGGCCAGCCAGCUAGGAUUUCAGACUCAGGGUACCUAAAGUUGCUCUGAUUUUUCCCUGAUAUUUUCCUGAGUUGGCAUUUUCACUCACAAAGAUGCUUCGUGUGACGUAUCCAAAAGGCAUCUAGUGUUUCCAAAUUUCUAGAUCAAAUGGAACGAGCUGUUUUGACUGUAUGAGAGUCUCUUUACAUUAUUUUGUGGACACAUUAACUUUGGUAAAAGAUUAAAAAACUUGUAUAACUUCUGCAUUCUUGUGGGUUGCGGUCUGAUGGAAAAUUCUGGAGUUUAAAGGUUGGCCUGCUGAGGGUCUGACAGUGGCAACAUUCAUGCUGGCAGGCCGUCUCCUCUCAGUGAGCAAAAAUCAAUGACCUCUCCAGAGAACAAAUGUCUGACAUUUAAUACAUUCAUUAAUUUAGGUUUCAGUUCGAGGGCAGAGUCAAAAGACCAGCCCGGGGAAGAGCUGAAAAGAUUUCUCAGCUCUGGAGGAAAGUCUUAAAAUAAUCUCAGAAACUAAACCAACAGUGUGAGUAUGUGGUGAGUCUUAUGCUCAUGUGGUCUUGUUGGAUUCACGUUGGCUCAGCUUCGCAUCAGAGAGGUUGUUAUUUUCACACUUUAGAUUUUAUAUUGAUUUGACCACCAAAGUAAAUGUGUAGACCUUUAGAUCUGAAAGUAAGAAGGUUACAGAACUUCAGGGAGCUGCAGACACUCGCUGUUUGCACUUUUUGAACUAAGCUAAGCGAAGCUAAGAAGCACAUGAAGCUUGUGUUUGUGGUAUAUAAUUGAUUUCUGUAACAUAUAUCUAUGUGUGUAUAUUUGCACUGUUUUGAUGGCGUGUUAACAUCAGCACACACUCAUUAAGUCAUGCAGAGCGUUGAAGAGAAACUAAUUAAAUACUGGAGCUUAAUGUUUUUUCAGUGAAGGCAGAAAAAAAAAACAAACCGAAGAAGAGCACGUUCCUUUUUACUUUUAGAGUUUUUAAUUAAAGUCAAUUGUGGCUGUCAGCUCUUCAUUAAGUCUGUUAAUAGAUUUCUCUCUUGAUACAGACGAGAGGAGAGGAUAGAAAAAAACAUCUACAGCUUCAGUCUCCCCCUCAAGUAUUAGAAAGCCUCAUAUGUUUGUCCUGUGCUUCAUUUGUGCGCUAACAUAACGUAAUGUUUCAGGCUAUUAAAAUGUGCAACUGAGAGCAACGAAAGGUUUUUUUGUCAUAAAAAGCAGGAUAAUAAAACUACAAAUCCCUUAAUGCCAAGUAUCUCAACUUGGUAUCUCAUGUAUCUUUUAAAGGGAUUAAAGUUUGUUUUUUAAAGAAAGAUUUCCUUAGAUCAAUGACGACAGGUGGCUGUCAACUGAUAAAAGGAUCACUAAGAGGCGGCAGUGGCUCAGGAGGUAGUGCGGUUGUCCAACAACCGGUGGUUAUUGGUUCGAUACCCCCCCCCCCCCCCCAAUCCUGAGUUUGUUCAAUGUGUCUUUGGGCAAGAUACUUAACCCACCUUGUUCUUAGGGUGUGUCCUCCACUGGUGUAUGAAUGUGAGUGUUGUGUGGCAGUGGUCAGAGAGGCAGUGGGUGCAAAAUGGCAGCCACGUUUCCGUCAGUCUGCCCCAGAGCAGCUGUGACUACUAAGGUAGUUUAACUACCACCAAGGUGUGACUGUGAGCGAAUGAAUGAUGUAUCCAAUGUAAAAUGUUUUGAGGGUCUCUGAUAAAGCGCUAUAUGAAAUCUGAUGCAUUAUUUAAGAGGUGCUUCAUCGAUGGGCACAGGGAGUCCUAACGAGAUCAAGAUCUUUGCAACAUUGUAAAGACACCACAUGGACAAGACAAGAUCUAUACAGAGUAGAUUCUAUCUAUCCUGUUUAUAUCUAUACAUGCAUAUAUAAAGUGUAAAUCUAGUGAAGUCAUCUUUGGUUUCUUUUAUUGGCUCUGACUGAAAAAUCUGCUGCUCACAUUAGAUAAAUUUCCCUCUUUCAUUGUCCUCCCUUCUCUGCUUCUUAGCUUCAGUUAAUCUUUAACAAACCUGCACAUUUCUCGAACACUUACACAAUCAAAAUCUGAAAAAUAAACACAGAUUGUGCCUGUUUUUUCUGCAGAUUUAUAUCAUGAAAACAUAAGUGUAUGUUCUUUAUACCACAUGUCAUGGCAGUUUUCAGUCCCCUGUGUUUAAGCCCUCGUGGCUUUAUAAAACAGUGCAUGCAUAUGUGAUUUAACACAACCGCAGUCUGACUUAAAUAAACCAACAUGUUUUUCUGCACACUGUUUAACGUUUUUGCUCGUUUGCCUUUGUCAUUCUCCAUAAAUGAGUCACAGUAAAUUUCUUUGUGUGUCUUGCAGCGUUUCUGUCAGCAGUUAGAAGAUCUGUGACCUUUGCCUUCUUUGUUCAGUGCAAUUCAAAACCAGACCUGGCUUCAAUUAGCUCUAACCUAACAACAGGCAACAAGGUAUGAAUGUGCGCCUCUCAUUCACACACUCACACAGCAGCAUGGAUGGGGACUGAACUAUUUGUGUGAUUGAAUAAGGCUGCCAUUUCUUCCUCUCAUUCUCCUGCUGUUUUUUUUUUUUGAGGAUUUGAUUAGCUACGAAUUAUCUGACCUCUGACCUCUAAGGGAGCAGACCAAGAACAAGUCCAGCUUGUAUGGUGACACAAUAAAAAUAAAUAACUAACCUUAACUAAAUAACUAAAUGGACAAUAACAAAGGUAGAUGGUAAAUGACACUUAAAUAAUACAUCUAUCACAUUUCAAAAAAAAGAUCCAGCAUAUGACUGUUAGAAAAUGAUCCACCGUUGGUCUUAAAACGUGUAAAAACACAUGCCAAAUGUUAGUAAUGUUGUCAAAAUAUCUGAAAUCUAGGGGUUGCCCCAACAUUCCCAACAAGCAGCCACUUCUGUUUUCUUAAAAUGGAGCCAACUCUGAGGGUCCAAAAACUGCAGUUCUUUAAGUGUCCACUAGAGACUGUGUCCAAAACAUUAGUCAGCCCUCAUUGAGCUUUAUGUCAAAAUGUUCGACUCUACAGUUGAAGUGAACAAGUUGACUUGGGCCUUUGGAGAUUAUUUCCAAAAAGUCAUUUAAACCCUAUAUUUAACUAAAAGCAGUACACACACACACACUAUGUCAAAUAUUGAAACAUUAGGAAGUGUUAUUUAAAAAAAAGUAUGCUCAGUUUAAAUCAAGUAAAAUAGUAAAUGAUCCCCUGGAUAGAAAAAUCUUUUAGUUUUGGUCAUUCAAAGCUCCUGUGAAGAGCUUUUGGUCUGAGCCAACUCUAGCGCCACCUAUGGACGAAGCAGCCUUAUCCCCUACAUUUGCAUGUAGUGUCUUUUGAAAAUUAAUCUCAUCCUGCAGACUUUGACAGGCAAAUCCAUCAUCGUUUAUUGUAAACAUUUUAUCUGGGACUUUUUCAUUUUACCUCUAAACUAAAAAGAAGAAACCAUCCAAGCCUUCUCACCGAAGGUAGGAGCACAAAAAUUCAGAAAAGUAUCCAAAUCAAAGUAAUUCAACCUCAGAGAGUCAUUGUAACCUGCAGCUAGUAUGCUUUUAUCUGUACAUAUUGAUUUCAGUGAUCUUGAUAAUCGCACAUGAUCUUGUGGAGUUCUCUUGAUUUUGUAAUCUAGAAAGUUCAGCAACUCCAAGCUGCUUUGUGGACAGGGCAAAAAUGGACAAAACCGUAAAGUCCCAGUUCAUGUGCUUGCUGUUGAAUCAAGGGUGAUGAACCUUCUUUGUGCGUUUGAUGUUGUUCCUAAAAAUCAAACUGAUAAAAUUCUGAUCUGAGCAUCAAAAGCAGCCAAAUUAGGAUCCCAUCUUCAAGCUUGUCCACAUGUGGCUUAGAUUUAAUUUGUCAUUUUUUUAAGUUUGACGUUGCAGCUUUCUGAAAUAAAUCUGGACAGAGUUUGCAUUUACAACUGGUCUUGACUGGUAGUUUAAAUGAGGUCAAGUCAUUGCCAUCAUCAAGUUAUGAUUCAUACUUUUUUUCUGAGAAGUGUUCUGCCUUCUGCAAAGUUGUCCUUCCAUACAAUAGUUCCAAAUCUUUUGUUGAUUUUCAAUAUUCCCAAUGAUCUUGACAUACUUUACUGCCUUCAAAUCUAUUGAAACUGCACAAAAAAACACACAUUCAGAACUAAAUCAGUGUUUUUUAACCUCGUAUGAAAAUAGUUGAAUGGUGAAUGUGGUUCAAUAAAAGUUGGAAUGUUUCUGUCUGUUGAAGAGCGCUGAAACCUUCAGUCAAUGAAUCUCAACAACAUCAGGGUCUAGUGCUUGUCAGAGUUUGAGGAAAUGUUGAAUAAAGAGUAUACAGGUUUUGUUCUGCUUUUGUCAUUCAACCUUCACGACCAAAUCUAAUCAAUGCAAAGAAAAAGAAAGACAAAGACAAGAAUGCAAACUGCACAUGAAUUAUGCCAGCUGUGAGCGGGCAAGGCCACUCAAACAUGACCUGCUGACGUCAGUAAUGUUUUCGAGUUUUAAGAUCUUUGUUCGGUGGGCGACUGGUAGUGACUCAUUUUUGGCAAAAAUUUGAUAAAUUGGACUAUUUUAGCUAAACUAACAGCCUGAGUGCAUGCACUGAAAUAUAGAGCAGCUUGUUCAGACAGAAAUCAGCAUUUAUUAUGAUUUAAUGUGAUGACAUGUAGCUAUACUUUCCAGGGUAAACAUGACACUGUUAGUGAGUAGACUGUGAAUCUUAACCCUAAGUGUCACUAUAAUCUUCCAGAGAGCCGACCCUGGACUUGUGGAUAUUGCAUGAUGUCACAAAGAGCACUGAUCUUCAACAAUUUGAAGGUCCUGGCUUCAAAUGACAGCAGUGAUCAACUCAUAUGAAGCUAUGAGGCUAAUGGGAUGUACGCCAAAUAAUGAAAAUAGAGUCACUUUCACUGAUCUGUGCUGUUUGUUAGGAAAAUUUUGUUUUUUAUUUUCUUUCUCCGUCUGUUGAGGUUUUGUUUGCUAACCUGAGCCCGGCGUGCUAAUACUGGGGCUGAGCUCUGAGGCCAGUUUCAGUCCGAUAUACAUGACAGAGAAAAUCGAUCCCCAACUGUAUAAUCUGUGUGAGUCUUACAAUAGCCACGUUUACAUGGGGAACAUUUCUUGAUCCGAUUAAAAAUUUGACAGAUCGGAUAAUCUGAAUCCACUGUUUAUAUGGGUGCAAAAUCAAAUAAUCCAAUUAUGACGUGCGUAUACUGCAACAAGCUUUAUUUAAAUUAGAAGUGUUUGGACAUGCGCAGAGUUGUCUAAUUUCACUAAAACAUCCUCAGAAGAAGAGUUGUAUUUACACCUGUGCUGUCAACAAACCAACAAACGCGGUAUCGGCUCACUCCAUCCAAUUUAGGAGUUUUCCUCCUGUUAAAUGUUGUCACUAGAUGGCGCCCUAGCUUACUUAUUUUACUGUUCUGUCAAAGUUUGUGCACUGUGCGCACGAUUGUGACAUCAUUACACUGUAUGUACGCCUUUUUAUGUUACCGGAGGAGGAACAGACAUAGCACCUGCGGUUGUGUUUUAUGAAACCACCUGUACCGACCUCAAUAAAAAAGCCAAAGGCUAAGGAGUGAACAUCGAGUCAGGUAAGAGAGUGACAAUCAGAAUUGGAUCAGAAUUGGAUCAGAAUCUUCCGAUCGACAUGUUUACAUGUGCGCCACCCUCCGCCACACUGCCGGCGGGCAUGAAAAUAGAGCCCUCAAGGUUCAGAUCCAGAAGAGCGGCAAUCUAUGUGAGACAAGAAGUACAUGAUUCCUUCACACACUGAACUUUGAGCGGUGACCAAUAAAUCUAUCUGCUGCCUGGCCAAAGUGGUUGACUGAGUAGUGAAAAGGCUGGAAUUCAAGGCUUACAUCUACUCUGGUAGCACAGCCACCUGGCUACAUAAUGUAUUCAUGCUAAUUUUAGCCUUCGGAAAGCUAACGGAAAGUACUUACGGGAGCAGAAGCAGCAUCCAGAGAGAGAACAAUGCUGUGAAUAAUCUGAAGGUCCAGUGAAGGUCUGUGUAAGCUCUGGGGAGAAGCUUUAGUGAUGAGACUCUCAUUCCCACACAGCAGACUGAACCACCAACAGUUCAUAAAGUUAAAUUCAUGCUGAAACAUCCAGCCACUGCUUUCUGCCUACAUUCCUGGCUGUAAAUAGAUCUGAAUUUCUACCACAAGAUCUCUAAUCUGACGAGGCAGCAUUUGCAUAAUGGACUGAUUUGGGUUUACUGUGGUUACUGAGUAAAAACACCAGGACCUCGACAGAAAAGAGAUGGAGUUCAGGUGUGGUCAGGAGGGAGGGUAAUCAUUCUAAACACUGAAGGUUCUUGUUUGUGCAGGAAGAGAGAUUCUAAGUGGGAUAAAUUGGGAUGGAUGAUUUGAGGGACUGGUUGUCUCUUUGCACCUGUGAUUUAUGCAGCAGGUUUAGACUUAAUGCUCAUUUCUGUUGAUUUGAGGGACUGUCAGUACAACAGCUGCUGGAGACCACUUUGGAGGCAAUUACACUUGCUCUGACAGAGAAUCGAGCAGGGUACUCAUCAACUGAAGUGUCUUAUGCAUCUUGUUCAAAUGCUCCAAACACUUCAUACACGCAAAGCAAUAAAGCUGCGCUGCUUAUUUGUAUUGUGAGUUUUUUUUUUUUGCUGCAGUUUGUCCAUAUAUUCAUGGGGUUGUUAUUCAUUGUUAGUUAUUUGUCUUUCAGUUUGCAUUUCUGUGGUUAAUUUAAACAAAGUGAUUACCCUUCAUAUUUUAUUGGAGUUAAAGUUUUCUGACAUGAUUUCAGCAUGACAGAUUUUAAAAACGGUAAAAUAAAUGAACUGUUUACCUGCCAAAACAAUCAUUUUCUCCACUAUCCCUCUUUUGCUCUAAUUGCAGCGGCUGCAAUUAUCCGUUCAUGGUUGUCUUCGAGUGUCCACGAUACUUAAAAUUUCAUUUUUGCAACAAUGCCCAUCUCAGCAUAGACCAAAGAAUACAAAGACAGAGGUACUUACAAGAGACCACAGCAGAGAGAACAGAUUACAGCUAGUAGACAACCUUUAAUUUAGCUUAAAAUCUCCAUAAUUGUAAGAAGAGAAGUGAGAUUCUUUAAAAAGGGUCACUAAACACCCAGCUGAAGACAAUCUGUCAGGGAUACAGUCUGGUUGGUCUAUUAAUAUCUACAACACUGACAUGUCCAGGUGGUGAGGAGUCACAUUUUGUCCCCAUCUGAGCUGACACAAUACACCCAGACUUUUUCCUCCUGGCACUUGCACCAAUUCUACCUCGAGGCAGGAAAAAAUAUUUCAAGUAAAUACUCAUAUUUUUUAGGACAUGCUGCCAAAGUUUAAAGUAUUGAAUAACAAUAGUUUGGUGCAAUGAGCUUGCAACACAACCUCUAAUGUCCCAAAGUUAGAAGAAAGAUGCAGAUAGAUGAGAAACAGGAGCAGCUGCAUCACUGUGGUUAUCAAGGGGGCUUCUACCUUCACCAAUGUAAUGUCAAAUUAGGCCCACAACAUCUCAGAGAGGCUCAGCAGUAAGCUCAAGUGUUUGCAUCAUCCACUAUCAGCUCUUACCUCCAAUCAAUCCACUAGAAUAGACAAGAAGUAAGACUAAAAAAAAGAGGGAAACAGAAAACUUGGUCAGACAAAGAACUGGAAGGGCAGAGUAAGAAGUCUGAUUAAGCUUUGCUGUACGCCCUUUUUUGAUCAUUCACACAAGCAUCCACACGGUAGGGCUGUACGCUCUUCCGUCCCUACAAAAGAGGCAAGAAAAGAGGGAAAAAGGGGAUACAUCAUUUUCACCUCUAUUUGUUUUGGCCCUGAACUGAAAUUAACUCUCCUGAUCCGGAUCCAGUGACCGGGAUUCAUUGCUAUUCCUUUUGUAAGUAGUUAUUAAUUGAACCAAAGGUGUCGUGUUUUUAUUUUUUUUAUAUACUUAAACAAAUAAAACUUGAUGCAGUUUACAGAAACUUUUAACGUUGACUCAAAAGUUCAGAAUGAUGAAGCCAGUGAGCCAUCAUUAACACGUUUAACAUCCCACUCAGAGCACAUUAAAAGGCACAGUGACUCAUGUUUAAGUUAAAAACAAUAUCUGACUUAUCACACAGACAUCACCCUCCUCAUCCUCAGCCACCCACCCACACGCACGCAUGCACGCACAAACACACACACACACAUUAGACUAAUGACGUGCCAACUUGAGGAAAGUUAUAUUUAUCUUCGUUCAACUUUUUUGACUGUAAAGAAACAGCAGAAAUAAAACAGGGGCUCUAGUUGUGGAGGGGUUGGGGUUAGUUUUGUGUCACCAGUAUUUGGUUAUUUAAAUGAGAUACAUUGAAGUCGUCUUUAUGGCGUAUGAACUGUGUGUAAAUUUCAAGUCUGUCAUUAAGAACCUAUGAGAUUAAGUAGCAGAGUGUUGACAGUGACCAGUUUCACUCCUGCUCUCAAACACAUUGAGUACAACGUAAAUACUGAUCAUGAUUUGCACCUCAUAAUAAAAGUCUGGUGUAUGAUAUUUCCAGCAGGUGGGGCUUCAAAUUUAGAAAUGAACAAUUCUUCAUCUGCUCUAGUUUCAUUUCCUUCCUGCUUAAGACGACACGGUCUACUUCAGUUUGAAGACAACUUUUGACAUAAAAGUUUGGAUUGUAUGGGUUGGAUUGUUUGGGUCUCAUUUAACUAGUAUGGUGACCAAAUAACUGGUUCAUUUGGUAAAACAAAGCAAGUUUAUAUAGAUAUACCUUUACCUUUUAUCAUUUAAGUAGAAAUAUAAAGCUUGCAUACUUUAAUCCCUCUUUUCAGGGCAUGUUUAUUGAGUUUUUUCACAUAAUUUUUCAAUGUUAGGGGUAUUUAUCAAUAUUUUGUACUGCUAAAUUGGUAUUUUCUCUUUUCUGCUGGGUGUAAAACAAUCUAUUGCUAAAGUAUGGACUGUCCCUUGUGAAUCAAAGAUACAUGUUAGCUCACUCAAAGGAUGAAUGAGGAUGAAUGUGAGCAUUUUGUAAUCAUGUCAUCAGACUGUAGAUGCAAUGAUAGACUUCUGAGUGAGUUCAUCCUGUCAAGACGUCAGCGUUUUUUUUUUUUCUUUCUGCAGACUCUGAGUCGUUUCCUGCUCAGUGCCGGUUACUGUGAUCAUCAGAAAGAUGAACAUACGCAGGAAAGACAGCUUUCUCUGGGGAAAAGGUAAACUUUUAUUUAAUAUCAUUGACAGUUUAUUUAUGUUUUAAUCCAAAAUAGCUGCUAAAAAAAAAAAAAAAACAUUUCAGAUUGAUUUUGGUGUUGUCAUAAUGCAGUCAAGUCUGCAGAACUUACAGCAGCAUCUCAUUUAGAUUUGACCUGCUCUGUUUGUUUGUUUUCAACUUUUUAUUCAUAUUGAAUUUUAUCCUCUGCUUUUGCUUGAAUGUAGAGAUAAACCACUUAAGAGAAAAAACAGACUGUCAUUUAUUUCCAAUUUCUUUUUAACCUGUGAUACUUGUAUUUGUUUUCCUGUGUGUAUGAACGGUGUUAUCACUAUUCUGCAAACAAAAGCUUUGGGCAGGUAUUCCCGCUUGUUAUCGCUUCUACUUUUUUAACCUGCUUUUUAUCUAUCACAUCAUCCUGGAAUGACAUUUAUGAUUAAAAUAACUUGUCAACAUGAAAAAAAAAACAGUAUAAAUGAAAGUAUGCUGCAGUACUGUUCAGGACUUCCUUUAAAAUCCUGGUUUAAUGCUGAAGAGUACAAUAAGAAACAUGCAACAAUAUAGAAAACUGAACUUUAAAACAGGAUUUGAUGUAAAAGCUGUUAAUAGGAUGAGAUUAGAGACAGUACAGGAUGUUAUCAGGGGUGAAUCCAAAGGGCUGGCUGGGGUGGCAUGAAAUCUAAUUGGCCACCCCAGGUGCCCCCCAAAAUUUGUGUAUAGUGAUUGGCUGCAGAGGCGGAACUUUGUGUUGAGAUCACCCAUUUGGACUGAGCUUAUUGCUUUUUUGCAUUCAGGUGUAGCACAUUUGCUUUUAUAGGUCUUUAAAUUGUGGACAAAGAUUGCACAUCUGAGGCAGGUGUAAAAUUGCAUAUUGAAGGGAUUUUAAAACAAUACUUGCACACUAACUGUCAAGAAUACAAGUAUUGGCAACAUUUACAGCAGGUGCAUUUUGAGAGAAGUUUGGUCUGGAAUAUUGAAGUGGUUAAAAGUGUGAAGUGAAAAUAGUCAACACCAUACAAAUUAACGUUUCCCAUUGGAUCUGUGAUUUUUGAGUGUAUACAUUGACUGGAAAUUUGCUGAAUGUUAACUUAAGCUGUGAUGUGAUGUUAGUUAAUAGAUUGUGGUCUAUUCUUUCUCAAAUUAAUGGCAUGGUUUUGACCACAGAAACUAUUUUUUUUUUUUUUAGUUCUUAAUUAUUUCUGAUUCUAAUAGACACUUGCAACAGUUUAUUGACCCAACACUAAAUCCUUGAAAGCUAUUUCUAUUCUUGCAAAUUAUUUUCCUGAUUUCUGUUUUAAUGGUCACACUGAAGUGAGACUCAGCCUGGUUCAUUACAGAGAGGCGAGGAGUUGCUAUUUCCAGCCUCCAGUUUCUCCCGUUCAUUGAGCUCCCUUCUGAUAGAGAAGGAUGACAUAUGAAGGCUGCUGGCGGAGGAGCCUGGGAGGUUGUUAAAACAGUCCACGUUUGACCAUUGCCUUAUCAAAUUCCUGCUCUCACAGCUCCGCCUAAAGCCCCCCCUGGAGAGACCAGGAAGGGAGAAACCAUGAAGUCGUACAGGUGUGAGCUGCUGGAGGCCUCUCAGGUACAGAGCUAAGUGUUUCAUCUUCAAGGUCUUAUAUCCAAACCUCCAAUUAUUUUCCUGCAGGCACACACCCCCAACGAGCAGGCCUUUUAACAACGCAUACAGACUCACAAGGACUCACGAGGACUCGAGUAGAAUCCCUGACGUUGUUUCAGACAUUCACUCUGGUGCUCUGUGCUGAAACUUUCCUAAGUUGAUUGUCCAAGCUUUAUGUUUUCCUGUCUGACGUGGGUGGAAAGUCCCUGGGAGGCUGAACAUGAACUUAAGUAGACGGAGUGUUAGUCAUACUGUUGAUUUACUGUACUUUUUUAUUAUACUGUCCUCAUUUUAUCACCCUGUACCCCCUCACAUAUUCAUAGAUUCACUAGUGUGUUAAUGUUAAGGAUUGCAAUUGAGUUUAUUUCAUAGUAGCUGACAGACAGGAACUAUACAUAAAUACUUUUUCAUCCAGUUAGGUGUUGCUCUUUGGACUCAGGUGUCCUUUUGAAAUGAACUGCUUAGCAGCUCUACACUUUGUUAAGCCACAUCCAAGGCAUUUGUCAACACUGGGUCCAUCAUUUAUAGAUGAUAUCUGUCAAGAUAAACUUGCUCCGGAGGAUUUUGUCCUUAAUAUUUCAUAGAGGUUAUUUAUAUUUAAAUAAGGUUAACCUUAUUCUUAGAGAGCACUCACCCUUAUUUUUAAUGGUUAAAAACAUAAAUUGACCAGCCAGCACUGCAGCUGAAGUUUACAGGAACUGCUAUAAUGUUAUUGUGCUCUACAACCCAGAUAUAAACAGGCAGAGAUUACAGAUGGUACCACAUAGCACAGCACUGUUUUUCAGAAUUAUGAGUGGAUAUUAAAUUAUACCGAGACUGUGUCUGGUUAACAAGAUCAUGGCAAAUGUCAUGUAGAAAGUACUGGAGUUUAGAGGGGAUACCUGUUACCACACUCAGCCAAAGUAAUCGAGCCACGUUCACCUGUUGAUUCUGUGAUCCCACGUUAGGCGAGGUUUAAUUAAAUUGUGCUAAAUUUUGGCUCCUUUUCUCCUCUUGCUUUCAGACCAGUCAGUUAGUCCAAAUUUAAAUUUUUGUUUAAUUGACUUGGACAUGACUUGCUUCUCUGCACAUCCUUCAUCAUCACCCCCUUCUAGUUUCCUGCCCACCCCUACAACUCAUGGAAACCUCCUGGAAGGCUGGAACAUUUCCCAGUAAAGUCUGGAUAAAAUUUUGGCUGUUUUUACUCCCACAUGCAGUCUACCCAUGAAAAUUAGCAAUUUGUUAUAUUUUUUAGAUUUGUGAGUGAAAGCGACUGCAGACUUACAAAAGCUCAUAAAAACUCAAGCCAACCCACACAGACUCACAAAGACUCACAAGGACACACUCAGAAGAACAGGCCAUGGUGGAGACAAAUCUUUUGCUCUGAGGCUCUGUAUGUGUGUGUGUUUUUUUUCACCAGUGAUGAGUUAUCUGUUAUUUGUAAAGGUUAAUGAAAAAGCUUUUGUACUAAGCAAACACUCAUACUGUGAUAGACGUGAUAAAGACAUACACUGCAGUGUGUGGAGGAGGUCCUCUCUUGGGUUGGUGGACAUCACAAAAGCCUGCUUCGUCCCUCUUAGCAACUUCAUUAAAAAAGAUUAAAAGCCACAUUUGGCAAAAUCUUAUCAUCAAAAAACAUUUGAGUGACAUUUCAUCAUGUUUCUGUGGUUAAAAGUGACCAGAAAUGAAGGUCCCCAGUUGGUUGGCUUAUAAUGGUAGUUCCCUGUUGGCAGGGUACGUGAGCAUAAGUGUGUCUGUAUGUUCUGAGCUAAACUCACUAAAGCCUCUCUCUCUUGACUCUGACAGAUGAAUCCAAUCUCAGAGAUCCUCAAUCCAGACCUGAAGCAGCACAAGUGAGUAUGAGCAGCUCACCUGUCGGUCAGCUAAGCCUUUUUUUUAUUAUUUCACAGACACAGUGAUUCACUUCAACUCCCACAACAAACCUCACGUUCAGUUUGCUCAGUUUGCUCAGUCUAACGGAGUCAUGGAGUGGCUAUAUUGUGAUUUUUAUUUUCCGGAGUCAGACAUUGAUUUGGUGUCAUUACCUGUGUGCUCUACAGUGAAAAACCUUUUAGACCUUAAUCUCGAACCUUCAACCUCAGCUUUUAAACCUUUUAAAACCUUUCCUUAUAAAGGGAUAAUUCUCACUGAAAACAUUUUGUACCCUCAUGGCUUAGUAAGAGAAGUCAAGUGUGACAUAACAGCCAUUUAUUUCUUCCAUUUCUCCAUCAAAAACUCAGUUACUGAUCUUUGCACAGGAGAAAUGUUCAGAGAACAUGUUGGUCAGAAGUGCGGCUCGCUGAAAACCUUCAUUUUGGACCCCCUGUUUCUUUUCUCACUUUUUUCAGAAGGUGGUUAUAUUCUAUUAAAUGUAUUAAAGGUUUUUUUUCUUGUUGGUGUUGUUUCAGUUCAACCUCAGUGUCUAAGUACCAAACACCACAUAUGAAAACCUCUAACACCAAUCAUGCUUUAAAUACCCUAAGUGUGAAAUGCUUGUAUAGAGCCUGUGAUGCGGGGAAACGUUCUCAGGAGUUCACAUGUGACCACAGAAAAAAAAAAAAAACUAUGACCAUUUUGAAACUAAGAUUUGGAAUAAUCAAGUAAUGGAAAUAAUAUCUUGCGCAAACUAUUUUUAUUUCUAUAAUGCUAAGUCAUGAAAAAUGUUCCCCUUGAAAAAGAGCAGGGCCAUACCGCAUACUUUGUCACAUCAUUGAUGAAGAUCCAACAUUACUUAGCAAGAGCAGAGAACUUGUGUACAAUGCAGGAACGGCAGAUUUUGAUCUAACCAGUCAAGGGACUGCAGAUGUAGUUUAGCUUUAAGCUAACUCUAGCACAAUGCAUCAAAUGAUAAAGGUCCUUACACACCGGGGCCGAUGCGAAUAUAGAACACGAAAUUACGAAAUAUUCGGAGGCAAAUUUUGACGCGCCUGACUAUACACAUCAAGCCCGAUGCGAUUUUGCGACUUUCCAGGGGGAAAGAACGCGUCCUGGGUGGAGGCGAGGAGACUGACACAACAGCAGACUGACUGUUUUUCAGUUCUGAUUAGACACUAGUGUUGAGAUGGCUGUCUGUCAUGGUAGCAUGUACUGAGUCGGGGCCAGCACCAGAUAAGCACAUUAAACUAUAAUCAAUGAAUGUAAGGUAACAACUGAGACCUAAUGGUGCUGUGACAGCAACGCGAUUGAGUUUGAGACAGUGAAAAUACAUAUGGUAUGUUGUAUCUGAACAGGUUAGCUUACGAGCUAAAGUUACUUAGCACAGAUGGAAGUUAAAACAAAGACGUUUAGCAAACUGUUAAAGCACACAAACUAUCGUCAUAUGAGAGAUCAGACGCAAUGACUCUCCACUAGUUGUCCUUCAGAUAGUUAUCUUUGUAAUAUUUGUGUCUUAUCAAAAAGCACUCUGUUCUCUGACACGUAAACAAUCAGCCGGUCGGCCAUGUUGGAUAUACCGGUGAAUCAGACGUCGCAACAACACACAAUCUGAUUGGUCAUGAGGAGGACACACAGUAUGCGAAACUUUAGAAAAAUCGACCACGAUCCGAAAAAAUAAAUGCCGCAAUAUUGCGGGAUGGGAAAACAUUGCUGAUGUGAACACUUGUAUUGACAGGACAUGGGUUCGAAAAAAAAUAUUGACGUCCAAAAUAAUUGCACGUAAAAAAACGGUCCCGGUGUGAAAGGACCUUAACACUGAUGUUUGAUAUCUUACCUGGUCCUUUUUAAAAUAAAAGGAACAAAAAAUGGUUAAACAAUAAUCAUAAAGUAAUCUAAAUAUUAAUGACAGCCUAAGUCAGUAGGUGUGAAUGAUCUAUUUGAAUUAUGAUUAUUUUUAUGAGGGUAGUUGGGUACAAUAUCCAAGUUGGGGUCAAGCAUUUUCAGCAUUGUAAAAGUGAUGAUAAAGGUGAGACUGAUACUUACAGUUGAAGCACUUGUAAUCAGGCAGGUCUACAUCAGCAGGUCAUCUACAUCAAAGAACAAAGAGACCUACAAAACCAGGGAGCUCAAGAGCUCCUUAGAAAAUAAAAUAACAUUAACAGAACAUAAAAACUUAGCGCUUAGGAAGUGCAAACAGAGGAGAUAAAUGAGGGACAGUAGAGAGGUUAUCUGCCUCCUGGACCUGGAUAGGUAGAUGAUAAUAACUGUAGGCCUCACAUCCUGUACUACUUUUAGAGACUUCAGGGUUCCUCACCAUAAUAUUAUGUGCUUUUGUGGUCAGUCUAUUGCAUAUAUGAUUAGAGGACUUUGAUUUGGCUUCAUUCUCAUCUCACCUAUUUGUGCUUUUUUUGUGUUAUUUAGAAGAAAGUUAAGGAUUAAAUGAAAAUCAAGAUCUUUGCCUCUUGUAUGUGUUUUGUUUCAGUAAAAGUGUUGUGAGGAAUAAGAGGUUUUUACGAGGGAAAAAGAAGUUCAACAUGGACCCAAACAAGGUGAGAUGUUUUUAUUUGUUGUAUUUUCAAACCAGAAAAAGGGGAUUUCUGUAUUUACACCUGCAUAAAACGAAACUUAAGUUUUGCAUGGCUUCAUGGUUGCCUCAAAGCAAGACGGUGCCUGAUUUGCAUCCUGAGAGUACCCAACUUAUUGCUCAGUGACAGCAAGAUUAAAAUAGGUUAUCUAGAUAUCAAGUAUUUGUGAGUAAACUCCUCCUUUGCUUCUGUUAAACUUGAGGUUUUUCUGAAUUAACAGGGUGUUUUAUAGAGUUCAGUGUUCCUCUAAGUCACAGCGAGGUGCAGUAGGUUUAGCUCCUUUGAAAGUAUCAGGCAAAAAGAGAGAAGUCCUCGCUGAGAGAAGUGUGAAGCAGUGUUCGCGUGUGCAUGUGUGAAUGUACUUAUCAGUCUGUAUAAGUGCUAAGGUGCAAACAGUGCGGAUGCAGAUGCCUGCAAAGCGAGAAAAACCUCUUCCUGUUCCCUGAAGUGGGGCAGAAGCGUCUCUCGCCGCAGUAGCCUUCAUCUUCUCGUCAUCGUCUCCGUGCCCUCGUUUCAGAUCUGACUCUGCAGUAAACACGCUCCGCUCAGACCUGAAGACAAACUUGAAAAGAACGAGAAGUUUGAGACUCGUAGAGGUUAAGAGAGAGUUAAAUUGAGGUUGAUUAGAAGUACUCCUCGGUGAACAGAGUUGUAUUUUGCAGAUUUGUCAGUGAGCUCCUCAUGAGACUCGCACACGAAGCAUGAAAUAUUCAUUCAACCUCUCAGAUACCUGCUGCUCUCAGGAUUAAUGACAGUAGGAAUUAAAAAAGAAGGGAGGAAAACUUCCCUCAUGUGUAAGCUGACUCAAUUAUCAACCCACAGAGUUAACAUCGCAGACAGGUUUUGGUUUUAAGUCAAACAGAAAUGAAUCACAACUCAAAACCUUCAAUUUAUGACCGCACAUCUAAAAAAGAGCAUUUUCACAGCUUUUAACUCCUCUAAACCACAGCGAAUUAAAGCUUUCUAUGCAAACAUGGACUAGUUUCCACUAGAUUUCACUCCAAUCUGACCUCUCACCCCCAAUCUUUCAGGGAAUCCAGUUCCUGGUUGAACACAAUCUACUGGACUGGCAAGCGGAUUCAGUGGCAGAGUUUCUUUAUAAAGAGGAGGGACUGAACAAGACUGCCAUCGGGAACUUUCUGGGAGAAAGGUAAGAAUCGCAAAAGAAAAAGAGUUUGUGAUCAAAUGCCUGUGAGAAUAAAGAUUUAGAGCCUUUUCUUCAAUAGUUUGAGCUGAUUUUGGUCCCCCCUGUGACACACUGCCCCCUCUCCUUGUUGUUCCUGUCACCUUUAUGUCUAAGAAAUGUUUAACGGUAUAAAAAAAACCCUUCUGCUUUCUUUGAAUGUUCAAAUCCUUGCUGUGGAUGGAGUAAAUGUAGUCUUUCUGUAUCAAGGUCAGUUUCAUAACCAGUUAAAAACUUCUCACAGAUGCUUCAGAUACAAGAAAAUUCUAUAGUAUAGUAAUAGAAUUAUUAUUAGAUAUUUUUUCUUACCUUGACAAACUCGAUGUCCUUGAAUACAAUGCAUGAGCUGACUAGCUGUCUCACAAAGUUUCUCAGAGAGGUGACGCAAUCGAAUGAAACACAUUAAAUAUCACAGCAUGUAUGACAAAAGGAAUUUGGUUCAGACCUACACCUACUGCUUCACUGACUUGCCUCUUCGCCCAGAGACUUCAAGAUGGGGAAAAUGGUACCAAGUCAGGGCCUGUGUCCACUAACACACAAUUUCUCAGAACCUACUCUUGCUAAACCACUAAAGUUGUUUCGCUGUACUUCCAUUUCCAUCUGCAGUGAACAUUAGGUCUGUUUUGAAAUGAUCUUUGUGCUUUAUAUUUUCUCACAUUUAUUGGAUUUUACAAAGAAAAUGUACAACAAAAGAAAUAUGUCAUAGCACAAGCGCACUAGCAACUGUUCUGGACUCAUAUCUGUACCUACAGAUGGACUAGAGUAAUUAGUUUCCCCCCAUAAGGAUCUUUUCAAUUGUUUUUAUACACAAAUUGAUUCAAAAGGAAGUUUAGUUCAACUGAGAGUGUUAUGAAUCCAGCAAAAACAAACUCUGAGCACUAAAAAAGAAAUGCCAAUGUUAAAAAAGCAGCUAGUGGACACAGGCCCUUAAGGUUAACUCAAAACUCAAUAAGAUAUGAUUCAGUGUGAAUGUAGUGAACAGGUAAAGAGGGCCAAAAGAGGAGGAAUGUUACUCGGGAACUGAGCCAAGUAAAAACCAUCACAGCUAUCUCAAUUUAAAAAUAAAAGCACAAACAAGUGAACAGUUUAGCUCAGCACAAAUGCAUUUUUCCAAUAUUCUCAUAGUUUAGGAGAUAAAAAUGAACACAACAAAUGUUCACAGGUGCAAACUUGCAGGUCACAGAUUUAGUUUUAAUGUUGAUUAUGUGUUUUCCCUCACAGGGAGGAGUUGCACUUGGAAGUCCUGAAAGCAUUUGUGGAUUUGCACGAGUUCUCAGACCUGAACUUGGUGCAGGCACUCAGGUGUGUGUCCAUGAAUCCCUCUGAAGAGGAACUCUUUGCUGCAGUUUCUGUUUAAAACUUGUUCCCCCGAGGAUGUACAAACCUUCUUCUUUUGGGCCUGACAUUGUGUUGGUUUUAUCCUUGAUGUCUGUGUCAUCUUUCAGGCAGUUCCUGUGGAGCUUCCGCCUACCGGGUGAAGCUCAGAAGAUUGACAGGAUGAUGGAGGCGUUUGCAACUCGUUACUGUGACUGUAACCCAGGUGUUUUCAAAUCCACAGGUAGCGCCUAUAGGUGGUUUGAUUCAGCCUGUCAACUAGUUUAAUUAAAUAGAAAACCCCACAGAUUCAUGUUAACCCCCUGCAGUGAUCUCAGCAAACAUACUGUUCAGUCUGAGUGUUUUUCUGUAGUAGCUAUUAUUUUUAACAGGCUCAAUUUAUUCAGCUGCAGCAGUGACAAUGAUGCACACUGAGUUUGUGUGUGUGCAUGUGUGUGUGUGUUUGUAACAGACACUUGCUACAUCCUGUCCUUCUCCAUCAUCAUGCUCAACACGAGCCUCCACAACCCGAAUGUGAAGGAGAAGCCGAGUCUGCAGAGAUUUGUUUCCAUGAACAGAGCAAUUAACAGUGGGGAGGACCUGCCCACAGAACUGCUCACGGUCUGCUAAUCACACUCACACACUCACACAUACGCACGCACGCACUAUAAGUACUGUCAUUAUAUUAACAUAGGCUUUAGGAAUGUGGUUGCUAUUGUAAGUUAAUUUAUAUGUUUACAUCUGUGAUCUCGAAGUAGUCAGUGUUUUGACUUAAAAAGAAUUAUCAAACCUGAACCAAAGUCUGCUCCAAAACAUUAAAUUAAAUGCUAAUGAAGACAUGGUAAACAGUUCAUGAUGAAAAAGGCGAUAUUUGCUUCAGCUUUUGAAUAUAAAUGCAGUAUCAGUUGGCAAGUGUGUCUUUUAUGUCCACUGCUGUUUUGUUAACCUUAAACUACGUUCCAGCAGUCCAAGAUCCAAAAAUUAUGAUGCCAUGUACUGUGAUAUGAUACAAUGCAAUAUGAUAUGAUACAUUAAGAUGCGAUACUGCAUGAUAAUACGUGAUAAUAAGUGAUAUGAUACAAUGGACACAACACAAUACAAUAUGAGACAGUAGGAUACGACACAAUACAACAUAAUAUGAUGCAACAUGAUACAAUAAACCUUAUAGUUUGCAUCAAUAUGAGCAAAACCAAACAAUAAAAAACAAUAUACAACUUCACUUUAACAAAUGAUAUAAUACGACAAGACAGAACAGAUUGUUACCUUCGGGGGGGUUACCUUCAACGGUAAAUCAGCUCCAUUGUCAUUUCUGAAAUUGUAGUCCAUUUGUAGACGAAAGCAGCUUGCAGUCUUAGAUGGAGGUUUAUUAUCAGAUUUUCUUCUGCCCACUCCUGUAGCCCCUCCAGAAGUUGCCACUUGCUCUCAGAGGCUUAUGCUGUAUUGCUUUAAAUCAGUGGUUCUCAAGUCCAGUCCUCGAGCCCCCCCAACACACCUGAUUCAAAUGAUCAGCUCGUUAUCAAGCUCUGUAAUGGCCUAAUAACGAGCUGAUCAUUUGAAUCAGGUGUGUUGGAGCAGGAAAACAUUUAAAACAUGCAGGACAGUGGGGGCUCGAGGACUGGAUUGAGAACCACUGCUGUAAGUGACAGCUGAGAGGUUUAGAGGAUGCUAUUAUGCUGAAACACAGAGGGAUAUAGUUUAUAUAACUUCAAUUUCUUCACCUGAUUCUUCUACUGCACCAAGUUAAAAGUCAAUGUGGAAUUUUCCCUGUUUUGGGCUUAUGUAUUUAAAGACACCGCUGAAAUCCUCCUCCUUUUUCUAUGAUUUACUUCAGCUGAGAGAUAAAUCAGAUUAUAAGGAAUGAAAAUUUUGAACAUGUUGCUGAAAAGGUCGCCUCUAUUUUUAAUCCGUCACAGAAACUGUAUGCGAGUAUUCGCAGUGAGCCAUUUAAAAUCCCAGAGGAUGAUGGGAACGACCUCACACUGACGUUUUUUAACCCGGACAGAGAGGGAUGGCUGCUAAAGAAUGGUGAGUUGAAGAUAAGAGAGUUUCCUGAAGAUUUUCAGAGCUUUUUUCUCAUAAAAUGUUUGAAUUUCUGUGCUGAAGGAGGCCGAGUGAAAACCUGGAAGAGGAGGUGGUUUAUUCUGACCGAUAGCUGUCUGUACUACUUUGAAUACACCACAGUGAGUGUCUGUCUCUCUUCUGAUAUAAAACCUCUGUGUCAUUAAAUAUGUAAAUGUCAAACUGUCUUAAUUUUGUCUCAUCCUGCAGGAUAAAGACCCAAUUGGGAUCGUUCCUCUGGAGAACCUGAGUGUCAGGAAGCUCCAGGAAACCAAUAAACCGGUACAAAUUCAUUUUCACUGUUUAAAAUUCAUUUUCACUCUUAAUUACACAGUUUUAUAGUUUUUAAGGGGAACAUGUCUCAUCCAUGUCUCUGCUUCCUCAUGAGUCACAAAAGAGCUGCUGUGUGAAUUCUAACAGAGGAGCUCAAAUUGUGCGUCACAAGGCUAACAGAGAGCUACAGAAUAAACAAAGCAGAGUAACAGUGUGUGUGUCUGUGUGUGUUUGAACAGUACUGCCUGGAGUUAUAUAACCCAAAGGGACUGAAGAUUAAAGCCUGUAAGACGGAGAACAAGGGUAGAGUGGUUCAAGGGAAGCAUCAGUCUUAUAAGCUGAGCGCAGCCAGCGAGGAAGAACGAGACGACUGGAUUGAUGCCAUCAGGUCUGAGAGGGUGACAUUAAACAUUAAACUGAUACAGCCAAUAACUAAUUAGAUAAAGUAUUAAUGAAAUGCUUCAUUAUGAAAUUAAUCAUGGGUGGCAGUGGUGCGGUAGUGACCAUAAAAAAAGAUGGGCAACAUGAUAGCACCUUCAAAGUGAAGCCAACAUAUUCAGAGCUCUCCUACUGAUGGUCAGCAGUAUAGUUAAAGGUGGGGUAGGCAGGAUCUGAAGAAGUGCCAGUUUUUGGGAGAAAUCUUGAAUGUAAACACUACCCCUCCCAACCAGUUUUCCCCUCAGCUCCUCCUCUCCCCUUCCUCUCUGCUCCAGCAAGCCCCGCCCACAAACAGACGCUCCUGCUCGCUCAUAUUGUUUCAAUUAAAUUCAGAUAAAAUGCAGAUAAAUACUUCAGAUAAUUACAAAUGGGGCCCAGUCAACAUGAGAAUAAAAAGCACUGGUGCUACUGUAGAUGCCAACAGACAACCAACAAACACAAUGUUUGCAGGACUUCUACAACUAGGAUAAAGUGACACAGUCCAGGACCCGAGGUAAACAGUUUAGUGGCGCGUCAACACGCAGCAGGUCCCGUUUGACAAGAAACACUUCAGUUACAGACACUUGUCUUACUUUGUUAAAGCGGUUUACCUGUCCAGCAGAAAGACUACAAGGUCCCUAAGAUCCCAAAGCGUCCCCCAUCAUUUAUGCUGAUGUGGACCCGGCUUCUUAGCUCUUGUCCGGUCUACCUCCGUUCUAAGAGCCCGUUAUUCCGCCAGAGUCUCUGGUAUUUACUUUGUUUUAUUGCUUGUGUUUUCUGUAUUUUCUGGUUGGUUUUUACUGUCCAAUGUUGUAUCACGGUAACUUUGUUUGGGCUCGUGCACGUAAUUGGAGGACAUGGAGCAUGCCUCACAACACAAGGGAGCAGUGUCUGCCUCACAACCAAUCAGGAUGAGGGAGGUGGAGAAUGGCUUUGUUUACAGUCAGAAAGAGCGGGCUGCUCAAAAAAUUUUAAAUGUCGACUACACAGACAUGACAAAACACAGCAAAAUCAUUAUAUUACCAAAUGUCAUCAAUAACUAAUAGCUAUUGCUAUUAAAAGCUUUUUUUAUAUAUACACCAUAAAAAAAAGAUGCUUCUUUAACGGAAUCCUGCCUACCCCACCUUUAAUACAACCCUGCCUCCUGAUGUUACCAGAUGAUAUGUGCCAAACUUCUAAAUCAUAAAACUCAAACAUAUUUACUGACAUUAUAGAUACCUCUUUCCUUGCUUAUUUAUGCCCAAGGGUUCAAGUUUCUGAGUUUUGAUUUGAAUGAGUAAUAAAGUAAAAGGGUAUGCCAUCAUGACUGACAGCUCUGUUCACAAAUGAGGCCUCGCUCCUGCAGCGCAGAGUGCAGAAGAUUGUCAGGGUAGAGGAAGAACAUAGAGUCAAGAAUAGAACUGUGCAAUAAAUCGAUGAAAUCCAUUCAUCAGCAUUUUUGGCUUUGUGAAAUUCACAAAAAAAAAAGGAAAUCUAGAUCUUCCUGGGCCUCUGUCAUCCAUGCCUCUUACCCCCCAGUUCACUUCCUGCAGAGAUAAACACUCACACUUACUUCACUGCUCCUCUUUUAAAGCUCUUUCUUCAUCUUACAGGUCGAGUAUGACCAAAGACCCGUUUCAUGAUCUGGUUUCGGCACGGAAGAGGAAGCUCAUGAACAGUUCGCCAGCAAAGGACUGAAACUCAAACUUCAGCUGACAUUGGAUCCUGAAGGGUCUGUGCAUCAUUAAUCCUGUGGAUUUAUAAGAUUAGAGGAGUCGUUAACAAACUAGAUGUUAAAUUUCUUCUGAGCAAAAGAAAUACAUAAACAUAAUAGAAAUACCACUAGAAUUUCUGGGAUUUUAAAUGGCUAGAGAUACUAACAUCUUUGUUGUUUUCUCUAUAUACUUUAUGUUAGCUCACCAACAAUGUGAAGAGUAGUGUGGAAGAGGCAGUCGGUGUUAUGAUUUAAUGGUCGACCCGGAUACUGUGACAACAACCUUAGCAUUUCACUGAAAGUUUCACUGUUAGCAGCGUCACCUGUUAAAUUAAACACUGUUUAAUUACCUUCAUUUUCAGAGAUAUAAGGCUUAAGCUGGUGGCAAUGUGAGAAACCAAAAACUGUUUAAAAUUUGAACAAAUCAACAAAUUGGUGAAUAAAUUUGCAAGGAUUCUGGGGAAAAGUUUCUAAAAAGGAUUUAGCAACUGUAUUUAGGCGAAGUGAAAAGUAAGACUCCUAUACUGUACUAAGAGCUCCUAUGAGGAACUUUGAGCUGAUUUUGACACCCCCUGUGGACAGAGCAGUCUUUGCUUAUCUUGUCCUCUAUGUAGUAAAGUUGUGUCAUGUGACAAAAAUGUCAUCCUGCUAACGUUUGACAGUCAAAUAUCUAAAUUACAGCAAACAUUAAAUUUAGCAAUUGUAAAAACAGGGUUGUAUGUUCAGCUGCAUGUUUCCUUAUACCUGUUUCAGACCUUUAAAAUUUCAUUAUGAAAAUCAUCAGCUUUGUUGUGGAUGGUUUCAGUGCUUUUGUAUAUUAGUUCGCCAACAUUAUUAGUAAGUGGCUAAAUGCUAACUUUGGCUGUAUUCUGGUGUUAGGAGUAAGAUUGUCAUGAAGGAUUUUUUGCUCAAUAUGUAGUAUAAUGUCUCAGGUUUUCACUGACCCGUGUUUCAAGGGCGAUGAAAUUGCCAUUCUUUGUCAGGUUGUGAACUUCUCGUUGACUUAUGACCUGAAAAACAGAAGUAAUCCAAGACAUGACAUUCAAGCUUCUCACCCUCAUGGUUGACGUCUCAACACAGUUGCCAUGGAAACAUGGUCUAUUGUGCCACCUUAGUCAAAGAAACUUUGACUUGCCCCUGGAUUCAAGGUUAAACAGAGAGCUGUUUCCAAACUAUCUAUUUCAAUUCUUGAAUAUACUCCAACUAUUCACAAACCUUUUUUGAUUUUUUUUUUUUACAGCAAAUAGAUUUAUCAUCUAUGUAUUAUUCAUAUAGUAAUGUGUAUAAGCUAAAGGAUCUAUCCAACUAGAUUAACCUUAUAGAUAAACUGUGUAGCACUUAUUCAACUAUUGUUUUUCUGAUAUCUGUAUUAUUUAAUGACUGUUGAUGGAAGAAUCAAACUCACAUUUGUACAUUAAACCUCUUUAUUCUGAA